AUGAACACCCUCUCGCGCGUGGACGCGCUGUUCACGCACCUCCUCGAACCCUCCUCGUCUCGGACCCCUAUGCCCCCGCCCACCCCUCUCGGCCUGGACAAAUCUACCCGUAUCCACACUACAUCCCCCUCUCGCCCUCUCUCUCCCUUCGCGGUCGACUUUGACUCUCACCUUUCUCCUCCUGUACAGCGGCGCCGUAGAUCUCUCAAACGUCGUCGCAAAGCUACAUCCGCAUCCUCCGUCAAGCUGCCUCCACCCUCUACGCCCUUCUUCCUCCGCAUCGCACUCGGACUAUGGUCGAUCCUCCUCUCAUUCUGGACCUCUCUAGUUGGCGAGACGAGGGCGGAAAGGGGGAGAAGGCGCACGCAGAAGAGACGGAUUGGGACGAAGAAGGCGGGGAUGAGCUCGGAUGACGGGAGCGGGACGGAAGUGGAGCUCCUGAGUGUCAGCGGUGGCGUAGGGGUGGAUGUGGGUGGUGAAUUGGGUGAUGUGACGGAGACAGAAGGGGAAGAUGGGGAUGGCUGGAAUGGCAGAGUGGAGGAGGUGCAGGGGAUGGAUCUCCGGGUUAAUCCGCCAACACCGGAGAGAACGUACAAUCUUCGCUCGUCAAAUGGCUCGCCGGCCGGUAUACUCUCCAACCCACUACCCGGGACAUCACCCUCUCGUGCCCGUACAUCACUCACGCCCACGCCUCCUCGAGGCGCCCGACUACUGCCCAAUCCUAUGAACACGUCCCUGCUCGACCCCUCCGUCUCCCUCUUCUCGGCAACCCUCCCGCCACAGCUUCCCCCUCCUCCACCUCGGAUCCGACCACAUCACACCCCUUUCCAUCUACAGAAGACGCUCAUUCUGGAUUUGGACGAGACUCUUAUUCACUCGACAAGCCGGCCGCUUGGAUAUGGCACGUCCGGGGGAGGCGGGAUGCUGGGGAUAAGUCUGGGAGGGCUGUUAGGUGGGCGGAAGAGUAGGAGGGAGGGGCAUACAGUGGAGGUGGUGCUAAGAGGAAGGAGCACGACGUAUCACGUCUACAAAAGGCCUUAUGUGGACCACUUUCUCAAAAAGGCUGCAUCAUGGUACACCCUCGUCAUCUACACAGCCUCCAUGCCAGAAUACGCCGACCCCGUUAUCGACUGGCUGGACGCCGGCCGGUCCCUCUUCGCUAAACGCCUGUACCGCGACUCAUGCUUCCUCCAGACGAACGGCUCGUACAUCAAGGACCUGGCGUUAGUAGAGCAAGACCUAAGCAGGGUGUGCUUCAUGGACAACUCGCCUGUCAGCUACGCGUGGAACAAGGCGAAUGCCUUGCCAAUAGAAGGCUGGACGUCUGAUCCGAACGACGAAGCGUUACUGCAGAGUCUGCCCGUCCUGGACUGUUUGCGGUUCGUUAAUGACGUGAGGCGGAUUUUGGGGAUCAGAGGGUUUUCUUGA
This is a messenger RNA of Dioszegia hungarica, 1428 nucleotides long. Its product is annotated as NLI interacting factor-like phosphatase-domain-containing protein. The transcript has 4 exons. Bases 1 to 1428 code for a protein of 475 amino acids. NCBI's taxonomy places the organism in Eukaryota, Fungi, Basidiomycota, Tremellomycetes, Tremellales, Bulleribasidiaceae. Gene Ontology annotation, molecular function: protein serine/threonine phosphatase activity. The record is from RefSeq and is a predicted model, not a curated record.